Molecule: messenger RNA, 663 nt
Organism: Penicillium nucicola
Lineage: Eukaryota; Fungi; Ascomycota; Eurotiomycetes; Eurotiales; Aspergillaceae
Product: putative 2-hydroxychromene-2-carboxylate isomerase
Exons: 4
Coding region: 1-663 (220 amino acids)
Biological process (GO): glutathione metabolic process
Cellular component (GO): peroxisome; mitochondrion
Molecular function (GO): glutathione transferase activity; glutathione peroxidase activity
Source: RefSeq, a predicted model, not a curated record
AUGGCCGAUCCUAAGAUCACAUUCUAUUUUGACAUUGGCAGUCCCUUCAGCUGCAUUGCAUUUCAUGUCUUGAGGAACUCUCCUGUCUUUUCGACCUGUGAAGUUGAGUUUGUUCCCAUUCUGUUCAGAGAUUUGAUGCAAGCCUGCAAAAAUACACCUCCUAUUGCGGUGAAAAACAAGUUUGAAUGGAUAAAUCGUGAAAGAAUCUAUUGGGCUCGUCGCUUCAAUGUACCUAUGUCUGAAGCUAUCCCGAAGGGCUUUCCUGCUCCUACUGUCGAGGCCCAGCUUGUUCUAGGCGCCAUCACUACCCAUGCACCAGAAAAGCUGGUAUCUGUCACGGACAAAAUCUAUCGUGGAUUUUGGGAGAAUGGAGACUCAAAUGUCCUAAACUUUACUGGUCUCAUUCCUAUUCUAGAGGAAGCUCUUGGGACAGAUAGUGCAAGCAAUAUUGUGGAACUGUCCAAGACCGCCGAUAUGAAAUCUACCUUGGAGGAGAACACUCAGAAGGCAUUUGUUUCGGGUGCUUUUGGCUUGCCAUGGUUCGACUGCACAAAUUCCCAAGGCAACCAAGAGGGAUUCUGGGGGAUCGAUCAUCUGGGUCGUCUGGUGGACUUUUUGGAACUCGAUGCUAGUUUGGACCAGGCUUUCCGGGUCUUACUUUGA